This is a messenger RNA of Trichophyton rubrum CBS 118892, 3964 nucleotides long. Its product is annotated as 60S ribosomal protein L10-A. Gene Ontology annotation, cellular component: cytosolic large ribosomal subunit; ribosome. Gene Ontology annotation, molecular function: structural constituent of ribosome. The transcript is spliced from 2 exons. Bases 935 to 1456 code for a protein of 173 amino acids. Gene Ontology annotation, biological process: translation; ribosomal large subunit assembly. The record is from RefSeq and is a predicted model, not a curated record. Lineage: Eukaryota; Fungi; Ascomycota; Eurotiomycetes; Onygenales; Arthrodermataceae.
ACGCUCUUCCUGGAAAAAUAUAUUGGAUAGAGGCAACGCUGAUCAUGUUAUCCAGCGGCUACUGGCGAUAGUGACCAGCCGUGGUAGGAAAUAUGCAGCCCAAUUGUGUCAAUCGCUAGACAUAGUUGCUGGCGGUAUCAAACUGACAAAGCCGUAUAGACCUUGCUAUUAGAUUGCAGUCACCACUGUUACGAAGAAGACGAAUUCAAUAGAAAGUGUAAUAAAGGAAACAAAAAGAAGAAGAAGAAGAGAAGAUGAUGAUGAUGAUGAUGACGAAGAAUGUAAGAGAAGUUGACAGCAAAGAGCGACGUUGGAAGUUGGAGGUUGGAUAUUGCCUGUUUGGGCGCCAAGUUAGGGUUUAGGGCUUGCUUGGAAAUCAGCCCGCUUAUUAAUUAUUUCGGUGUGUGUGUUCGACUUUCGCCCCGAAACGGGAAAGAGAAACUUCUUCUCUUCGCUUCUCUGCUGCGUCGAGAAUACUAAAACCACUACCGUAACCUCUUCCAGUCUUGUCGUUCGCAGGAAGUGCUCGUUAUACACGCUCGAACCGAUAAGAUGGCGCGCCGUCCAGCAAGAUGUUAUCGCUACUGCAAGAACAAGGUGGGUUGAACCUUUUGAAAUGCUCCCGUUAUCAUGCGCUCCCGCGGAUUGCACUCGGAAGAAAGAGAGGGGUAUCAGGAUAUCUCGUGGAUAUGCGCCUGGAUUCGCUGUUGCCAGAGAUACAGAAUGGUGGAUGCCGCAUUCGAGAUGCAACCGUGGCAGCAUUUUUUUGGACGGAUACGAAUACACGUUGAGAGGAAGGAUAUGAGGCUAACUUGGAAAUAUCUAGCCAUACCCCAAGUCCCGUUUCAACCGUGGUGUCCCAGACCCUAAGAUCCGAAUCUUCGAUCUUGGACGUAAGAAGGCCAACGUGGAUGACUUCCCUCUCUGCGUCCACAUGGUCUCCAACGAAUAUGAACAGCUGAGUGCCGAAGCCCUCGAAGCCGCCCGUAUCUGCGCCAACAAGUACCUUGUCAAGAUUGCCGGAAAGGAAGGUUUCCACCUGCGUGUCCGUGCCCAUCCAUUCCACGUCGUCCGUAUCAACAAGAUGUUGUCGUGCGCUGGUGCCGAUAGAUUGCAGACCGGUAUGCGUGGUGCUUUCGGUAAACCCAACGGCUCCGUCGCCCGUGUCAACAUCGGCCAGAUUCUCCUUUCCGUCCGCACCCGUGAUGCUCACCGCGCCACCGCCGUCGAGGCCCUCCGCCGUUCCAUGUACAAGUUCCCUGGUCGCCAAAAGAUCAUUGUCUCCAAGAACUGGGGCUUCACCCCUCUUCGACGAGAGGAGUACAUCCGUCUCCGACAGGAGGGACGUGUCAAGAUCGAUGGUGCUUACGUCCAGUUCUUGAGAAACAAAGGCCCAGUCGAGACCAACAUGCGAAGAUUCCCAGAUGCUUAUGAGAAUGUUUCCCAGGAGGCAUAGAGCAUGAGUUUUCAAAAGCGGGUUUGGGUUUGAGGUUUCGAUUUGUUUGCUUGUUUUGAUUGAGGCAAUACACAACAGUUAUCUCAGAAAGGAAUAAAUGAAUCAAAUAAUGACAAAAAAAAUGAGCAUAAUACUCCCUUUUCUUGCUCAUAUACGAAGUACCUAUGGCUGCUCUGUAAGAUGAACGCAUGUUUUGAACCGGAUAUUCGACUGUUUUCACACUGAAUUUGUUGGCAUGUCUACAAAACGGGUCGUUUCUAGUGGAUCACAGUGAGAUACUUUGCUCUCGACCAUAUAGUAUUCAUGAAUAUUUAAAAUCAGCGUAAGGUCAGCUAAUAUAGCAUUAUUAUCUAUCCAGUAAUAUAUUGGAUACAGACAAGGUAUGCAAUUAUAUGAGUGGGAAAGUCAAAUAAUGGCACCGUAUGCUGCAGAACUCAUUUCGUCUUGUUAGUAACGUUAUGGCGAAGGGUGACUUAGAGGAAUAAUAUAGGAAUUAUAUGAGUAAAGAGAGACUCCCAUCUAGGUCAACUGCUCCAGUGAGAUAAAAAUAUCAGGUAAAAAUAGUCGAGGCCAUCACUCCAAGGCACGUCAAACCGAAAAACGCCGAUAUCCUCACAGACACUCAAAGUUACACGCGGUUAUGCAAUUCAAUGCAGGUCGAUAAUGAACAAGUUCGAGACACCAUGGCAAGUUUAGAUGUCUCCCCAGCUGCCCAUGCCGCCACCAACAGCUAAUGGAGCAUUGCUACUGCCAGCACUCCCGCUUAUGUCCCAGUAAUGCCUGCUGGAGCCGGUUCGUUUUGUUGAAACAGACUUACGAGUACUUUGGCUCUGGCUUGCACAGCUUGGACUAAUGGAACCACGCAUAUGAUGGUGGUGGUGGUGAUGUUGUUGAUGGCGAUGGAUGCGUGAAGAUUGUUGGCGGAAACGCGAGUUUGCUUCCGCACGAGCAACUAGUGGGUGAUGCUGGCGGAUGAUUGCUGCACGGAUAGGAUCAUGUUGACGCUGUCGUUGAGCUCUAUGUUGUGGAGAGGUAAGCUCGGUGGUAUCGGUGUUAUCGUUGGUGCUACUAGCGUCUCCAGUCGCUGUUGCAGCGAAACGAUUGCGGAGGUAUCGGAACACCAUCUUGAUGUUUAGUUCUCGUUCCCAGUACUCACGGUCACGUUCGCGGCGUUCUGAUUCCGAGAGGAUAUGGCUAGUUUCAGUAUCUCCCUGAGUAGGUGCAUCUUCUUCUAUGCCCCAGAGUGCUGCGUGCCUGGAAGUUGCAGCAUCUUGCAUCGUUGGGUGGAAAGUAGGUGAUGGCACGGAAGUUGUGUUUUCAUGGCUGCUGUGUGAUUCACGCCUGGAGGUCAUGGCUGACACAGUUGGUGUUGCCGUAGGUUGAGAUAUAGGCAUACCAGCAUAUUCUGUUGAGGGAUCAAUGUUGGUCCGCAUAUAUGCGGUGAAUGCCCCGGGGUGUUCGUAGAUUUGAUGGACGAGAAUACCGAGUUCUCGAGCAAUUCGUUCGAGUAGGCGUUCUUGCCACCACCCGUCCCUUGUUGAUGAGCUCAUUACGUUGGGAAUGGUUUCACCUAUGUUGACUGAACUAUCGGUGGUUAAAGUGGUGGUUCGUGGGUAUCUGUUGCCAGUGAAGGAGCUAUCUGGCUGAUUUUGAGGUGGAGUACUGUUGGUAUCACUGUCAGCUAUGUCGGUGACUAGCGAUUCUCCAAAUAUGACGGCGAGAAGAGAGUCAUCGAUUCCAAUGAGACCAUUGAUGACACUGCGAGUAAUUCGUUGCCAGAAUGAUUCAUCCGAAUCCGUAUCAUCACUAGGAGUGGUAUCAACCGUGGUAUCAAGUGCUGCUUGGCUAGCAGUAAGUGAUGCAUCCGUCUUGGAUGUGAUAUCUUCCGAGACUAUGGAUCGAAGUGGGUGCAUUGUGUCAGAGUUCUUGCUUUGUGCCCUUUGUUUUCUCUGUCUGCGUCGUCUCGUUUCCUUUUCUAUCUCCUGUAACAGCACUUUGCUCUGUUCCAUGCGCCACUGCUCGAUUCUCUGCCAUCUCUCCCUCUCCAUACCAAUACCCAUGGUUUGAGAUUCAUUAGCAGUGUCCAGAUGCCUCUGCACACUCGAGCUGCUCCUCUGCCUUGUUUCCCCAAUCCUCCCGGGAUUGAACUGUUCAUGCUGCCAUAACUGCUCUUGUACGUUCACCCCAGAAGGUGAAAACGUUCCCAGUCCAUCAUGAGCCGGUAGCAUGGCAGGGCCGCCGCUCUGGUCCAGCUGUGGGUCUCGAAACGCCUGGAGUCCAUCAUCGAGACUGUCCAGCUCCGUGACAUCGUCCUCCUGCAGGCCUGUGUCCUGAAGUUGCCCUUCCUGGCCUUCUGUCUCUCCGUCAUUUCUUUCGCUGUAAAGCGGACCUGACGAUUGAGCAGCGGUCUCCAAGGACCCAAAGUCACUCAACCGCGACAGACCAGCUGUCCGGGGCGUUCGUUCAGUAGACGCAGUAUGGCUGUGGGCUGCUGUGGACUGGGCCUCU